AGGCUCAUCGUGAUAAACGUUGCUGCGUUCUGCGAUGUUAAAGUAAAACCCUAACCCCACACAAAACUGCGGCUUGGCUUUGGGACCUGUGCUUGAGCUUAGGCUUUCCGCCACUAACCACGACGACGACAACGACGACGACGUACUCAUGCCAUAUGUACCGGUAUCUUGACCUAUAACAACUGCUGCAGACAGUAGCUUGGAUUGCCUUUCAAAGAUUCUCGGUUGUAUUACGGCCUAUUGUCUAAUACGUAAGUAGCCUUCGCUACUCUCCGAUUCCAAUUCUCCUCAAUCACGCAUAUGCUUACAAUUUUUGGACCGUGACUCGAUCUUCUUUAUUUACUUCACGACGAUACAGGCAAGUCCAUUGUCCAAAGUGUAACGCUUCCUAAAGGCUCUCAUGCCCGGUGUCACUGUUCUGCCGCACUCUCCAGGAUUCGGACAUCACUCUCCUAGUGAGUAUGUCGCCUCGCAUUUGAAAACUCCGGGGAAUAGAAUCCACGUUUCAGAGAUGCAAAAUGGACAUUCGAUACCCCCUCGCGCCACUGUAUCUGAUAUCAAAACGGCGGCAAGGGAGCAAGCACUCAAAGCGGGUCGGGGUGCUUCCCCCACAAAUCUUCUCAAAUCAGCAAAAGACCAGAUUGCAAGAGCACAAAUCGCGGAGAAUGAGGGCGAUCUUAAAGAAUCCCUGAGUUCCUUGACGAAGGCUGCGGCACUGGUCAGUAUAUUCAUGGAUUCGAGCGAGUUCAAGCAGGAGAUGUCUGGCAAGAAGGGUGUUCUUACGCGGGAGCUCUUGCACUUUCAGGAGCACGAAGGGAUGGGCCUGCGUGUUCGGACGUUACAGCUGGAAGAGAAGCUAGGUAUGAUCGAAACCGAAGCCUCUCAACGUCCAGAGAUCGAGAGCCCUGUGGGGAGUGCCAGCAUUGCAGAACGAAUGCUCAAGCUGCAAAGUGCCGGUCUUUCUGUGGAACCAGCAGGGCCAGCUUCAAAGCGAAUCUCGAGAGACUUACAUACCAUUCCCCCGAUAUCUCCUGAUACUUAUGUUCCUGCACCCAACCGAAUGUCUCUGCAAGGCCUGCCGUCUCCACUGCCAACCUCGUCUUCCCUCGCGUCACCCGUCACUACAAGCUCGAAACUACCUUCUCCACAUACCCUCAUUCCGGCUUCGAGCUUCGGGCCGCCUUCACCAUCCUCUUCUACUGCGUCCUCACCACUCGACCUCACUGACUUUCAGCAAGCAUUCCCAUCUAUAGAUGAACUUGACGAGCGCGUCGCAGUGCCUUCAUCCUCAUAUACGCCGCCGCCGCAUGAGCCUUCACCACUCCACGCGCCAACACCGUCAUUCCCGUCACCUGCACCUGCGUUUCCGAUACCAAGACCUGCCUUUCCCGUGUUACCCCUCGACCAUGCGCCUCGACCUUCAAGCACACCUAUUCCUCCUACCAUUGAUACCUUUGUCAGUCGUCCUGCAUCUCCUGCAGGCCCAGGACGAUCUCCGCUCUCACCCUCUGUUCCCCGCAAACCUUCUGGCCUGGGGUUAAACCAUAAGGCAUCGAGGUCACCACUCAUACCCAGCGGAAGUCUUACACCAAGUUCGGAGAAGCGGGAGUUGCCGUUCACGACGUUAUUCCCGAGGAUCUUACAUGAGUACAAGCAGAAGCCGGGUUUCAAAGUGCUGUUGCUGGAUAUCCGGACGCGUGACGAGUUUGAACGCGAACACAUCAAGGCUGAUGCCGUUGUUUGCAUCGAACCAUCUAUCCUCCUUCGUGAUGGCGUUUCCGCGGAGAGCAUCGAGAACGCUCUGGUCAUUGGGCCGAGGAACGAGUCCACGCUGUUCAGCAACCGUGACAAAUUCGAUUUGGUGGCCAUAUACGACGAAGAAUCUGAGAACCCCAGUGCUUCGCCAGCCAUUACAGCAUUACAACGCGCUAUUUACGAGAACGCCUUCAAGAAGAUACUACGCAACAUUCCCAUGCUCCUCGUAGGAGGUCUGAAGGCCUGGAAAGCCGAGUUUGGCUCCGAUGAGCUGGUUAGAACAGGUCUGGAACUGACGACAGCAGGACCUUCCACCGCGGUCUCGCCUCCCGUCUCUUCUCCGAAGAUCGACGGUCUUGGCAUCACUGGAAUGAAUGGCAACCUCGUAAGCGCAUCUGCAUCGAUAUCCAGUCUCAAUGGUGCUGCAGGGGGCAACUGGACGCGAGGACCAGUUUCAAUAGCACAACAUGCGCGAACACCUGCCGAAUCUGCUACAUCCCCUGUGCCCCCUUCGUCUUUCCCUGAAGCAGUUAGCAUGGGACGCAGUAGGUCUGGAACAGAGAGCGCUACCGAUUCUGGGUACAAACUGUGGCUUCCAGGUGCCCCACCACCUCGGCCAAGGCGAUCUCCGAAUGGAGAUAGCAAGGAAAACUUACCUGUCUCUCCGCCACCACAGGAUCCAUCAAAGCGGCUCUCCAGGAAACCGGCGAUUUCCCGGCCCACUUCUAAUUCCGUUCCAGCAUAUACACCUUCAAUACCCGAAUUUAACACUACCCAUCAUGUAUCCGCCUCUUUAUCUCACGGCGCGACGCCAAUUCAAUACCCUCAAUUCUCCACACGAACGAUAUCCCCUCAAGUUUCGGGUUCCAAUUUCAACGUAUCUUCGUCUAGCGUAAACGGACUUGUUUCUUUACCUCCUCAAGCAUCUAUCAAUCCUUCACCUCUGUCCCGUAGGCGGUCUGAUUAUGUUGAUCAAUCGCAGGAAGCUCUAUCUGGGAUCACUAACAGACCGGCGAUUGACUACCCUGCAUUAUCCGUACAGCAUAUCCUUCGUCUCCCACCUGCGGCGGCGUCCUCGAGUAUGGAGAGGCAAGAUAAUCGACCACGGGUUUUGCAGCAUCAGACAGGGCCGAAGCCGCCUACUAUCGCGUCUGAUUACCCAGUUACUUACUGGGCUGAUGUUCAGAUUGGGACGUCGGGUCUGAGAAACCUGGGGAAUACUUGCUAUAUGAACUCAACGAUUCAGUGCUUGAGCGCUACUGUUCCGUUUGCCCGGUUCUUCACAGAUGGUCGAUGGAAGAGCGCUGUCAAUAUGGUGAAUCCUAUGGGCACGAAAGGCAACCUGGCCAAUGCAUUUGCCAGUAUAUUACGAGAUAUGUGGCAGGGUGAGAUGCAGGCUCUGUCACCUGUCACCUUCCGACGGUCGAUCUGCACUUAUGCCUCACAUUUCUCCGGCACGGAGCAACAUGACUGUCAGGAGUUCCUUCAGUUCCUUCUUGAUGGCUUGCAUGAAGACCUGAACCGAGUAUUGAAUAAGCCAAUCAUCAAUACUACGCCAGAACGGGAAGGAGAACUGGAGCGGCUGCCGACGCCGAUUGCGAGCGAACAAGAAUGGCAGCUGUAUCGUAUGCGAAAUGACAGUCUCGUUGUGGAUUUGUUCCAGGGACAAUUCCGCAAUCGACUGGAAUGCUUGACCUGUCAUAAGACAUCCACAACUUACAACUCAUUCAUGUAUCUGACACUCCCAAUACCCUCGACUCGUGGUUCAUCUAGAGCCUCGCUACAUCAAUGCUUAGAUGCUUUCGUCCGGGAGGAAGUUAUGGAGAAGUCUGAUGCUUGGCAUUGUCCCAACUGCAAAACGCUUCGGAAGGCGACGAAGCGGCUCUCGUUAUCACGUUUACCUCCAGUGCUGCUUGUCCAUCUCAAGCGGUUCUCACACAAGGGACAUUUCACGGACAAGAUCGAGACUUUCGUCGACUUCCCUAUGAAGGGCCUAGAUCUGACGAAUUACAUGCCCUCACCGCUACCUCCCGGCGUUAGUCCAGCGCAACCGUUGUCGCCAGACGACCCGCGAGCGCAAAUACCACCAUACAGAUAUGAUUUAUAUGCCGUUACCAAUCAUUUUGGAACUCUUAGCAGUGGACAUUAUACCGCUUUCAUUUCUUCUCGGGGUGGAUGGUUGUAUUGUGAUGAUAGUCGGAUUUCUUCUGCGGAUCCUAAGGACGUUGUAGGAAAGCCGGCUUACGUUUUGUACUACAAGAGGACCAAAUUCUAAGUUACACUUCACACUAUUGUUGUUUCCACCAUCGCAUUCAUUCUUUUCUUCUCUUUCGCCCGGUUGUUGUUGCUUUCGCCCGUAUUUCCUUUUUGCCAUCUUUAUGCAUUGACUAUCCCCUUCCCAUAUAACAUAGUACAUGUAAUCCUAUUGCCCAAAGGAACCCAACAUUGAACCAAUGCCGCAUAGCACAUAGGUGUAGGCGUACGAGAGACGGACAAUUAUGAAGGUUCAAUGCCGUCCAUACCAUCCAUACCAUUUAUACCAUUCAGCCCGUUACCCCCGUUGACACUUUCCUGGUGAUUCUCAAUUUGCUUCAUAUGACAAUUAUGACACUCCCAUGCCUCGCCGAAUUCAUCUCCGACCAUGAACUCUUUCACAGUGAAGGAGUAGAAACAUGGCGAAUACUCGGUGCCACAACUCCAACAGUGCAUUUCGGAGCUUGCUAGUGUGCUCUCGGAGUCGAUGGAGUCCUCUGUUUGGAUGAUUUGAUCGAGUCGACGGGCUUUACGGAGGAGACCGUGUAUGUUGGCGGUAGGAGCUUGCUUGUAGUUCUUGCAGUAUACUUGAACAGCAGUCUGAAUAAGAUGUCAGGCGUCAGAGAAAAGCAACGUCGAAGGCUUUCGACUUACCUCUCCAAGUUC
Molecule: messenger RNA, 4674 nt
Organism: Somion occarium
Lineage: Eukaryota; Fungi; Basidiomycota; Agaricomycetes; Polyporales; Cerrenaceae
Source: the annotation of a GenBank genome assembly